Molecule: messenger RNA, 6294 nt
Organism: Pungitius pungitius (ninespine stickleback)
Lineage: Eukaryota; Metazoa; Chordata; Actinopteri; Perciformes; Gasterosteidae
Gene: taok2a
Product: TAO kinase 2a
Exons: 20
Coding region: 485-3994 (1169 amino acids)
Biological process (GO): protein phosphorylation
Cellular component (GO): cytoplasm
Molecular function (GO): ATP binding; protein serine/threonine kinase activity
Source: RefSeq, a predicted model, not a curated record
CGGAAAUGGAGCCAACCACCUUCCGGUCACCGCUCGAGUCCCGUGCCAUCUUGUAUUUAGCAAAGAACAAAAAAAAACGCUGUAAGAAACGAGCCCGACUUGGUGAAGUGGCGCAGGUUUUAGGUGGUAUUCUGCUAGUUUUUGUUUACGGGAGGUCGGGUGUUACGGGACAGUGAUGCUCGGGAGCGCGGCACCGCGGAGAAACAUCAGCCACACCCUGGAGAACAGCUAACGUUAACGUUAGCUCGUGAGCUACCGAAGCUAAGCUAGCCAAUUAGCUAAAGCUAGUAACGAACCAGCUAAACUAGCGGUUAAACCGUCGAUCAAUUCCACAGUUGGCCCUUAAGUUGAAAAUGGACCGGACGUCGUGUUGACCAGCAGCUGACCGAGAAGCCCCGGGCUAUGAGGACAGAGGCUCGGUAGCUUGGCUAACAGUUUGUGUUUCGUUCCCGCAGUGGAACCACAAUAAGCCGCGGCCCUGGCCAUGCCCUCGAGUGUACGGGCGGGCAAUCUGAAAGACCCCGAGGUGGCAGACCUCUUCUGCAAAGACGAUCCGGAGAAGCUGUUCGCUGACCUCCGUGAGAUCGGACAUGGCAGCUUCGGAGCCGUUUACUUUGCACGAGAUGUUCGCAACAAUGAGGUGGUGGCCAUCAAGAAGAUGUCGUACAGCGGCAAGCAGACCAACGAGAAAUGGCAGGACAUCAUCAAAGAGGUGAAGUUCCUGCAGAAGCUGCGCCACCCGAACACCAUCGAGUACCGAGGAUGUUACCUGAAGGAGCACACGGCAUGGCUGGUGAUGGAGUACUGCCUCGGCUCGGCCUCGGACCUCCUGGAAGUUCACAAAAAGCCGCUCCAGGAAAUAGAAAUAGCUGCCAUUACCCAUGGUGCAUUGCAGGGAUUAGCGUAUCUUCACUCUCACAACAUGAUUCACAGGGACGUGAAGGCCGGGAACAUCCUGCUGACGGAGCCCGGUCAGGUCAAACUGGGAGACUUUGGUUCUGCUUCCAUUGUGGCUCCGGCCAACUCCUUCGUGGGGACUCCUUACUGGAUGGCUCCUGAGGUCAUCCUGGCCAUGGACGAGGGCCAGUACGACGGCAAGGUGGACGUCUGGUCUCUGGGCAUCACCUCCAUCGAGCUGGCGGAGAGGAAGCCCCCCCUGUUCAACAUGAACGCCAUGAGUGCUUUAUAUCACAUCGCUCAGAACGAGAGCCCCAUCCUUCAGUCCAACCACUGGUCGGACUCCUUCCGCAACUUUGUGGAUUCUUGCCUGCAGAAGAUUCCCCAGGACCGGCCCACCUCUGACGUGCUGCUGAACCAUCGCUUCCUGUGCCGCGAGCGCCCGCUCACGGUGGUCAUGGACCUGAUCGCCCGCACCAAGGACGCAGUGAGAGAGCUCGACAACCUGCAGUACCGCAAGAUGAAGAAGAUCCUCUUCCAGGAGACGCAGCUGAAUGGGCCUGUGUCCGAGGGGGGGGAGGAGGAGGAGGAGGUGGAGCAGUACCUACUGCGUACUGGGACAGUGAACAGCAUGGAGAGCUCCCAGUCUGUCCCCAGCAUGUCCAUCUCAGCCAGCUCCCACAGCAGCUCGGUCAACAGUUUGGCCGACGCGUCCGACGACAGCAGCAACGAGAUGGCCAUGAUGCAGGAGGGCGAGCACACCGUCACCUCCAACAGCUCCAUCAUCCACCGACCCACGGGUCAGGAUAACAUCUACGAUGACCCCUACCAGCCCGAGAUGGACCAGCCUCAGGUUCCCUCAGCCGGACGCCGACGGGCUUACUACCGCAACAGGGACCACUUUGCCACCAUUAGGACCGCCUCCCUGGUGACCCGUCAGAUCCAGGAGCACGAGCAGGGCUCGGCGCUGCGGGAGCAGAUGUCCGGGUACAAGCGCAUGAGGAGGCAGCACCAGAAGCAGCUGAUGGGGCUGGAGAACAAGCUGAAGGCGGAGAUGGACGAGCACCAGCUGAAGCUGGACAAAGAGCUGGAGAACCAGAGGAACAGCUUCUCCUCUGAGGCCGACAAGCUGUCCAAGAAGCACCAGGCCAUCCUGGAGAAGGAGGUGAAGGCGGCUCUGAUGGAGGAGAAGAAGUUCCAGCAGCACAUCCUGGGCCAGCAGAAGAAGGAGCUCACCGGUCUGCUGGAGUCCCAGAAGCGCCAGUACCGCCAGCGCAAAGACCAGCUGAAAGAGGAGCUGAGUGAGAACCAGUCCACCCCCAAGAGGGAGAAGCAGGAGUGGCUGAUCCGGCAGAAGGAGUGUCUGCAGCAGAUGCAGGCGGAGGAGGAGGCCAGCCUGCUGCGGAGGCAGCGCCAGUACUACGAGCUGCAGUGUCGCCAGUACAAGAGGAAGAUGCUGCUGGCUCGACACAACCUGGAGCAGGACCUGCUGAGGGAGGACCUGAACAAGAAGCAGACCCAGAAGGACCUGGAGUGCGCCAUGCUGCUGCGUCACCACGAGUCCACCCAGGAGCUGGAGUUCAGGCAGCUGGGCUCGGUGCAGCGGACCCGGGCCGAAUUGAUCCGGACUCAGCACCAGACGGAGCUGACCAACCAGAUGGAGUACAACAAGCGGCGCGAGCAGGAGCUCAGGCAGAAGCACACGGUGGAGGUCCGGCAGCAGCCCAAGAGCCUCAAGUCCAAAGAAAUGCAGAUCAAGCGUCAGUUCCAGGAGACCUGUAAGAUCCAAACCCGUCAGUACAAAGCCCUGAGGAACCACCUGCUGGAGAGCACUCCCAAAUCCGACCACAAGGCCGUCCUCAAACGCCUCAAAGAGGAGCAGACCCGCAAGCUGGCCAUCCUGGCCGAGCAGUACGACCACUCCAUCAACGACAUGCUGUCCACACAGGCUGUGAGUAAGCUCCGUCUGGACGAGACCCAGGAGGCCGAGUACCAGGUUCUGAGGAUGCAGCUGCAAAAGGAGCUGGAGCUUCUGAAUGCCUACCAGAGUAAGAUCAAGAUCCACACGGACAGCCAGCACGAGCGGGAGAUGAAGGACCUGGAGCAGAGGGUGUCCAUCCGCCGGGCGCUGCUGGAGCAACGGAUCGAGGAGGAGAUGCUGUCGCUGCAGAACGAGCGCUCGGAGCGGAUCCGGACCCUCCUGGAGCGCCAGGCCCACGAGAUCGAGGCCUUCGACUCGGAGAGCAUGCGGCUGGGCUUCAGCAACAUGGCGCUGAGCGGCAUCCCGGCCGAGGCCUUCAACCAGGGCUACCCGACCCCCAGCCCCUCCUCGGGCUCCGGGGGCUGGCCCUCGCGGCCCGUCCCCCGCUCCGGGAGCCACUGGAGCCACAGCGUGCAGAACCCGGUAGCCACGCCCUCCUGGCGGAGCCAGAACCACGCAGGAGGAGGAGGAGCAGGAGGAGGGGGGGGCUUCAUCCGGGCCGAGUCCAUCGCCUCCUCCCACGGCCUCGGCAGGGACAGCGAGCUGCACAAGAGUAGCAGGAGCCACCCGUCCUCCCACUCCUCCUCCCAUCACCACCACCACCACCAGCAGCACCAUCAGCAGCAGCAGCCCCCGCCGCAGCACUACCUCCCGCAGCACUACCAGCACCACCAGAGCACGCCGCAGCUGUACCGCGAGGGCCACGACAGCCGGGAGCGCUCCAGGGAGUGGGUGGGGGGGGGGGGAGGAGGAGCAGGAGGAGGAGGCCACUACCCCCACCACUCCCAGCUGCACCACCAUCACCACCACCUCGCCACUCACGCCUCCUCCCAGUCCUUGGCUCUCCUGCCUCCGCCGCCGCCCCCACCGCCAAUCUCUCUCUCCUCCUCCUCCCCGCCCUCCUCGGCCUCCUCGUCCUCCUCCUCUCAGGGAGGCUACAGCGGCGGCCUGAGCAUCCGGGGCCCCGGCCUGAUGGCCCUCAGGAACAGCCCCCAGCCUCUGAGGAGGACGGCCUCCGGGGGGCCCGGGGGAGGUGGGGGGAGCGACGGUGGGCUGAGCAGGAGCACGUCGGUCACCUCCCACAUCUCCAACGGGUCUCACCUCUCCUACUCAUGAAGCCCAGGUCUGUAGAAACGUCUCUUUCUUCAGGACGCCCCAAAAGAAAAGAAAACCUUUUGAUUUAUUGUUGUUUUAAGAAAGAAAACCGUAAAUAACUUUGUGCCACAUUGAAUCCGCGUCCCAGACGGUGCGUUCAAAGACCCCUGUAAACUAUGUAAAUAACAGACUGUAAACCCAAGUUUCUUUUGUUUUGAUCCGUAACUGUUUCAUACAUUAAUUUGUUUUCUUUUUUGAGUGAUGGAUAAGAAUCUGUUAACUGAAGAGACACUGGCACCUCGUUUGACCCCCAGUGACCCCCACCACUUUCACCUGUUCUUAAAGGGACAGUCCGACACUUUAAAUAAAUUCAAAAUCCUCCUAAAUUACUGAGGCACAUUAAGAUAUAUAUCCAUAAAACACAUUUCAGGCACAAAAAUACAUCAAACUUAACGGUAUAUCAGGAAAAAAAUGGAAGACGUCAAUCCGUGAUUAUUUUUACACAUUUCUUUGUAGAAAAAAACAUGAGAUUUUUAUUUUUAUUAAACCCCUUAAAUAGUAUAACAUUGAUAUAUUUUUCACAAAGAUGUUAAAAGAUGGAUUGAGCAGGUUUUGUUUAAUCUUAAGUGUUUUAUUUACUCGUCUUUUUAAAAGAGUUCUCACUCUUUAAUUGAAUUCAAUCAUUGUGUUCAUAUCCUGUUCCAAAGAUCCAAUUAUUCAAAUGAGGUGUUUUCUUAAAAAAUAAGUGAAAUAAAACAGGAAAUAAAAGUACUUAAAGUGGGUCAGAAAAUCCAUUAAGAAUGACUUUUCAAACUGUCUGUUGUUUAAUAAGAUGACGUUUUGAUUGACUCGCUAGCUUUUGUUUUGAUGAUGGAAUGUCGGACUGCUCCUUUAAAGUGUGUGUGUGUGUGUGUGUGUGUGUGUGUACAGUGGUUUGUAUGAAUAACAGGAACACUAUUUAUAGACAUGUACAUAGAGCACUAACUGAGACGUGUUAGAGAGAUAUUAAUAACAAUGAUCAUUAUUACCUCGACUGCAGCUGGAAUAUUUAUGUCGGUUUUUAAGGUGUAGUUGCCAUGUUUGACCACUAGGUGGAGGAAUAAGAGCAAUGUUACUGUGAUAGAGACUGAGGACUACAUUUCCCAACAUUCCUCUGGAGGGCCGACAGCCACAAUGUUCUUUGUUUUCUUGAGCCAGUUUUACAAAGUCUGCGCCGUCGAGUCUAAUAUUAAUGAUCCUAUUUUACGGAUUCUUUCUCCGUUUUAUUUCUGCAUUUAUUCCUUCAACAAAAAACACACACACUGAAAGAUAUGAAUCCGCAAAGUAUUCAAUUAUUAAAAUUAUCAUUAUUAAUAAUUUAAAUAGAAAUCUAGAUAGAAAUAGUUCAAUGGCUUUAAGUUUGUUAAAACUAUUUGUUAGCGCUCAUCUACGAUGAGAUAAACAUGUUUUGGAGUUAAAUACUUUAUGGGCUCAAUUGAUACUUGAACACUGUGGAUCUUUAUGGGGAAGCCAACUGAUCUGGAAUCUGCUCCUUUAUGAUAAAACAUACUUUGAUACUUUGCUUCGUUGCCGACGGAGACGACAAACUUCUCCCUCAAAACAAAGCAGAGGUUUGUGAGAUUUCAUUUUGCCAACUUUUUAUUGUUAAAUGUAUUAUUUUGUAAAGUUUCAUUCCGUCGUUUUGCCAAUUAAAGCUGCUCCUGCUCUUCUGUGAGCAGUUUAAAGACAUCGGGAUUUCUGUGUUUUUGCUGCCUCGACAUAUAAGAACUGUUCAGGAUAUUCUUUUGUCUGGUUCUUUGUCAGCAACUAAUGUUCGUUUCUAAAAUGUGCUGAAUAUCUCCUCAUGUUUUGUCUCUGAGCUGAAUUUGCGUUGAAACUUCAUCUUUUUUUUUGUGUUUUUACAAAAUGCCUCAAACUUCUUUUAAUCUGAGUCGUUGGAUCUUAAAGUGAAUUCUGUGGUGCGUUCAGGGGAGGUUUGACAUUUGUAAUCUAAAGCAAAUGUAAUCCAGAAGAGAAACCACAAUCAAAACAUUUAGCAAGUGGCAAAAAUUCCCAAAAUGCAUUGCUUUCACGAAGACCUCCUGUACGCUGAUGUUCGCCCCCCAAAACCUGAAGAAGCAGUGACUGCUCCCUUUUUUUUCUUCUUUUUUCGUGGCCACAGUAAACUGACAUGGUGAAGAGGAGGAGGAGGAGGAAGAGGAGGGUGAUGAAUGGAUUUUUAUGGCAGGAGUUUAAAACAUUCAGGUUCAAAAUGUUUUGAGAGACGAGUUGUACAGAAACGUAACAAAAUAAUUUUGGACAAAUAAAUGGAACAAAACAAG